This is a messenger RNA of Carlito syrichta (Philippine tarsier), 888 nucleotides long. It is a transcript of the gene PIGY, whose product is annotated as phosphatidylinositol glycan anchor biosynthesis class Y. The coding region runs from base 97 to 312 and encodes 71 amino acids. The transcript has a single exon. The record is from RefSeq and is a predicted model, not a curated record. NCBI's taxonomy places the organism in Eukaryota, Metazoa, Chordata, Mammalia, Primates, Tarsiidae.
UAGGUCAUCCUUUUCAAAGAACACAGUGACAACGGGAUUUUCUUUGCACCACAUACUCUUUAAAGCACAGUGGUGUGUGAUAAGUGGAGGACAAGGAUGUUCCUGUCUCUUCCUACGUUGACUGUUCUCAUCCCACUGGUUUCAUUAGCAGGACUGUUCUACUCAGCCUCUGUGGAAGAAAACUUCCCCCAGGGCUGCACCAGCACAGCCAGCCUCUGCUUCUACAGCCUGCUCCUGCCGAUCACCAUUCCAGUGUACGUGUUCUUCCACCUCUGGACCUGGAUGGGCAUUAAACUCUUCCGGCAUAAUUAAUGCAGCCAGAGCCCAGGUGUGUGUGUGUUAAGGCUAGAUCUCAGGCAUCUGUCUCUGAAACCUCAGCUAGAUGGAGCUACUGAGACCCAGGAUUUAGUUUGCAGGAAAGAUGUUCUGCCUUGUGUACAUCAGACCUAAGACUAUGAGAGGUUUAAGUUGCAGAAAUACUUUAUUGUAUUCUUGCUCUGCUCUUGUUUUUGGAAAGUUCUGACUUAUUAACUACUGUAUCAGAAGAAACAUUUUGACAAAGUAUCUUGUUGGAAAAUAACACCCAGUCAUCUCUGAUGACUGUUUCUAAUCUCAUUCAUCUAAAAGUUAUUUGAAGUUUUGUUUGUUUAGCUUCAAGGUCUUUGGUAAAGUCACACAUUAGGGAUGACUGAAAUAAUUUCAAAGAAGCUGUGUUGAGAUAGUUGUAGAGAAAUGCCUUGAACUAGUGUGGUAUAAAACCACGUAAUAAAAUGGAAAUUUAAUGGACUUAGAAAAAUUCAGAGUUUGUAAAAUUCCCUUCAUUUCUUUGGCAUCAAAUGCUUACAUUAACAAUAAAGAUGUUCACAACACCCAUAAAUAUUAACCAGA